AUGUUUAAAAUUUUUUUAAUUGAACUCACUAUAUAUCUAGUGAUAUUCUUUACAAUUUUAGAAGUUUAUUUCAAAACACCAAUAUUAAACAUAGAAGAACAUAAUGUAACUCGUCUGGGAAAAGCGCCGCUUGGAAAACGUGUUGUCUUAAUUGUCAUUGAUAAUCUAUCAGCAAAUGAAAUCUAUAAUGUCAGUAACGAUUCUUACUCUGAAGGAGUAAAUUUUAUCAAAAAUGUAAUUAAAACUAAUGGAACAUGGGGAACAAUAAAACCUACUCCCCAAAUCGACAAGUUUUCUGGCUAUCGAUCAAUAUUUUUUGGUGUCAAAGAGCAUCCGAGUCAUAAAAAAAAUUACUGGCGAUAUUUGUCAAGUAACAUUCAUUAUGAUUCAAUUGUAAAUUAUACAGAAUUCACUUAUUGUUUUGGAGACAAGCAAGAUGUUUUUAAUAUCUUAUCUUCCAAUAAAACAUAUACAGGAUCAAAGAAAAUUCCAAAAUGUAUAGAUUGUAUUGAUCGUGAUGAGUAUGUAGUCGAAAGAAUUAUGUAUAAAAUGAACCAUGGUUUUCAUAAUAAAAGCGAGCAGUUGCAACAAAAACUAAACGCAGAUAAAAUCUUAUUUUUUAUAUCAUUAGAUGGAAGUAAUUGCAUCGUUCAGAAAUAUGGUCCAUUUUCAAAUGUAUCUAAAUUAUAUUUGAGGUCCUUGGAUGAAUUACUGAUGAAUAUUGAAAGAUUUUUCAUAAAUUUUUAUAAAAAUGAUAAUCAAACAACGUUUAUCUUAACCAGCAAUCGUGGAUUGGAAACACAUUCAAAUAUAAGUGAUGUAGAUACACAAAUACCAUUCCUUGCAUGGGGUGCUGGAAUUAAGAAAUCAAACAUGCAUAUAUCAUUAAAUCAAACAGAUACACCACUGUUAAUCGCUAGUUUAUUGGAUAUUUCAAUUCCAAAGGAAUCUGUGGGUAGAGUACCAAUUGGUUGUUUAAAUGUAUCAGAUAAAGAAAUGGCUGAAAUAAGUUUUGCAAAUGCGAAACAUUUAUUAUCAUUGUUUCAUGAACAUGAAGAUAAAAAAUUACGAUACAUUUUAAAAUCUCAAGAACUUAUUAAUCAAAUAUAUUCAGGACUUGAAUAUGUUGAAAAUUAUUAUAAACCACUUGUACGUCUAAUGCUACUAUUAAUUUUAAUAUUCUGGAAUUUAUUAUUAUUAGAAUUCAUUGUAAAUACUAAUCGUGAACAAUCAUCACAUCGGUUAUUUGCAUUUUGUGAUCUGACACCGAUUUAUACAAAAUCGAAAUUGGAAUCCGAUUAUUUAGAAGUAUAUCGAUUUAUAACGAUAAUUGUAAUUUUAUUAAUGAUCAAUGUAUCCUUUGGAAUUGUAACUAAAACACCACCUAGAUACAUGGUAAUGUUUGCUCUGGUGCAAUUUCUAUUUGUGGCUGUAGUACUGAAAACGGUUGUAUGGUACAAAUAUAUCUAUAAAUAUUUUAAAAAAUCAUUUAACGAACAAUGGGUCUAUUUAAAAAAUGCCAUGAUUUAUUUCAUUUGCAUUCAAUUUUUGAUGGCCGAUUUGCAGCAUCGUAGUUUGUUUGCCAUCACCAGCACAGGUUUUUGUUUAUGGUUAAUAGGUGUCACUUAUACUUUCCCAUAUAACAUCACAUAUUUGCAUUGGAUAUUGAGUUGUUUUUUAUUAACAAUAUUUCCAAAUCUACCUCCAAUUUCAAGUCAUAUAGAUCACUAUUAUCAUCAGUUUCUGGUACUUGGAUUAAUUUUAUGGAUACUGGCAGCAUAUUUACGUUUCUUUGAGUGUGUUAUGACAAAUCGAUGGAAUGGAUUUAAAAUAAAAAAAGCAUAUGGGACAACUGUUCAACAAGCAGAUGGAACAACUGUACAGCCAACAUCGUCUGAACGAACAGAUAAUACAGUUGCACAUUUACAAAUGAUAAUUGUUGCAAUUAUUGCAGCAAUCAAAAUGUAUACUUAUUAUCAAAAAUCUGAUUGUUUUCCUUCAAUCACACUAGUCCCAGUGUUUGGAUGGAGUGUUACAGCUAUUAGUUUUUUACUAACCCUAAUAACAUCUUUAAAUAUUAAUUAUCGCCUCAUUUCGAUUUAUCAUACAUUAUUAGUUCCUGUUUUAAUAUCAUCGAUUGCUUACGAACAUAUAUUUUUUUUGGUAUUUAUUUACAAUUUAAUAUCUUGGAAUCAAAUGGAAAAACUUGAAAUACAAAACAAAUCCACAGAUACUGAAAUGAAGACUACAUUCCACACAAAAGAAGAUACUGUUACACAUCUUUACAGAAAAUCAAAAAAUUCUGUAUAUUUUAACGAUUUUCGACGUGUGCUUUUCAUGGUAUCCUUUUCAAAAAUAUAG
Messenger RNA from Chrysoperla carnea, 2361 nucleotides. RefSeq names its product GPI ethanolamine phosphate transferase 1-like. Gene Ontology annotation, biological process: GPI anchor biosynthetic process. NCBI's taxonomy places the organism in Eukaryota, Metazoa, Arthropoda, Insecta, Neuroptera, Chrysopidae. The record is from RefSeq and is a predicted model, not a curated record. The transcript is spliced from 11 exons. Bases 1 to 2361 code for a protein of 786 amino acids. Gene Ontology annotation, molecular function: mannose-ethanolamine phosphotransferase activity. Gene Ontology annotation, cellular component: endoplasmic reticulum membrane.